Molecule: messenger RNA, 595 nt
Organism: Lactuca virosa
Lineage: Eukaryota; Viridiplantae; Streptophyta; Magnoliopsida; Asterales; Asteraceae
Source: the annotation of a GenBank genome assembly
CCUGAAAUAUUUGAUAUUGAAUUGAUAUAUAGCCGCCAUCGUCUCUUCCCUCCGGCCACAGGGUAAGCUCGCAGAAGCAGGAUCUCGGAAACGGCAAGCAAUGGGUAAAGGUACAGGGAGUUUCGGUAAGAGAAGGAACAAAACCCACACACUGUGUGUCCGGUGUGGUCGUCGGAGUUUCCAUCUUCAGAAGAGUCGAUGCUCUGCUUGUGCUUAUCCUGCUGCUCGCGUCAGGAAAUAUAACUGGAGCGUCAAGGCGAUCCGAAGGAAGACGACUGGAACUGGUCGCAUGAGGUAUCUCCGUAAUCUUCCCCGCAGAUUCAAGAGCAACUUCAGAGAAGGUACUCAAGCUGCGCCUAGGAAGAUCGCUGCUGCAACUUCAACAUAAAGCUCCAAGGAAUCACAUCUAAAUCGACUAUACGGGUAUCAAUCAAGCAUAUUUCCUUUAGGGCAAUUAGUGUAGGUGAACAUCAUUUGGAGCGAUUAAUCCCGUAGUCUGUUCUAAGUUUUUUUUGGGAAAUCUGUUAUUCUGAUUUAUGGAUGAUGAUGCAUUUUGAAUUAAGUGUUUGUGAUUUUAAACACCUUUUGCUCUUUA